This is a messenger RNA of Ciona intestinalis (vase tunicate), 1261 nucleotides long. NCBI's taxonomy places the organism in Eukaryota, Metazoa, Chordata, Ascidiacea, Phlebobranchia, Cionidae. The record is from RefSeq and is a predicted model, not a curated record.
CAAUCCUGUAGUUCUUUUAGGUUUAUUAAAUAUUUCUUUUUCUAGGUUUAGUGUAAGAUUACUACGUUUAGUAAGUUACAUUAUUGUCAAGUAAUGUCUCAACCAGCCAUCGAAAACCCGGUAAUCCCAUUUACUGAACAUAUCAAUGGAGUUUUUCGUGGACGAACUUUCGUCAUCUCCGGUACAAUCUUACCAAAUGCUACCAGAUUUUCUGUCAACCUAAUGUACGGAGUUGACAAUAUCGGUUUCCAUUGUAACCCGAGAAUUAAUGAAGGCAACAUAGUCGUGUGUAACAACAGGGUGGAUGGUGAAUGGCAUACUGAGGAGAAAACACCGCCAGGAAAGUUUCCAUUUAAAGUCGGUGGAGAUUUUACAAUGAUGAUACUUUGUACAGAAAGAAAAAUAAAGGUUUUCGUCAACCAAAAGCACUUGCUCGGUUUCAAACACAGAGUUGAACUUUACAAGAUUUCCAGAAUUAAUGUCGAGGGAGAUAUGUCUGUGAAAACUCUUUCAUUUGGCAUGCUAGGCAGUUACCCCGACACUGGACUUGAGAUACCAAAGCCAGCUGUUGAUACCUUGGUGGCAGUACCGUAUCCUAAUAUUAAGUUUCAUGACGUUACUUUUAUUGGAAGACCCCGAGGAACGUUUUCGAUUAACUUUCUUGGCAAAGACAGCAACAAUAUAGUGUUUCACGUUAACCCUCGUUUCGACGAAAAACAAAUCGUUAGAAACUCGUUACUGGACAACCAGUGGGGUAACGAAGAUCGAACACUAAACAUGGAUUUCCCGUUUACCCCAAAUACUCCUUUUAUGGUGGUGGUAAAAGUUGACAAGAAAGGGUUUACUCUUAUGUUGAAUGGCUUCCACUUGUUUAACUUCGCUCACCGUUUCAAACCUCUGCGUAACAUCCGAUCCGUGGAUUUUAGGGGUGACGUCAAUAUGCAUAAGAUCAUAUUCAACUAGAUACAACAAACUGAACAUUCACUUAUAUACGGUGUGCCUUAUAUACUACACAUAGCUUUGGUACAAUGGGGUGUUAUAUACCUAUCUUAUAAACAAGAUACUUCACAUUGUUACAUGCCACACUAACAACUUUAUAACCAUGUAUACUCAUCUUAACAUCAAACAAAUCAUCAAAACAAUGAAUGUUAAAACAUCGUCAUGGCGUGUAGCUUUCCAUUAAGCAUAGAUAAGCAGGGUACUGUGUUGGGUGUGUAUAUUAUGAAAUUGAAUUAAUAAACCAUACUGGAACAUCAUGUUA